Molecule: messenger RNA, 1915 nt
Organism: Beta vulgaris subsp. vulgaris (sugar beet)
Lineage: Eukaryota; Viridiplantae; Streptophyta; Magnoliopsida; Caryophyllales; Amaranthaceae
Exons: 5
Coding region: 280-1707 (475 amino acids)
Source: RefSeq, a predicted model, not a curated record
AUAUGAGUUAUGACUCGUUUCUCCCUUCCUUGUUCCUUCCGUUUAGGAAAAGAAAGUGUUUUGCCCAAAAUGAAGACUCAUGCUAUUACUCACGCCACUGAUGACAGAGUACUACAGACACCAUUUCCAUGUUCUUCAGUACUCCUAUUACUCUACUGCCCACCUCCCUCCUCCUCUCAUACACACUCACAUCUCACACUGCAUUUUUGUACUUUGAGCUACAUCAAAAUUUGAAUUUUGAAAUUUACAUCUUCAGUAACCAUUUACAAUUUCACAGAAAUGGUGUUCACUCGAAGUGGAAGAGGAAAAAUUAGAGAAACAGGUGAAAUAAACAAAGUCAAUCAUGUGAAGCGAACAUACACUCGAAAGAAUCACUCCCCUCAUUCUGCUCCCCAGCUGAAGCGCUCAGGAGAUAGGCUCCUCUUUCCUGACUUGCUAAAGCAUCAUGGUCAGGUAACAAUUAUGCAUUCUCAUAAAGGAGGGAUAAAAAGGAUGGCAAGGAGGGUUAUAGAUACCAGUAUCACUUACAAUCAAAAAGUAGAAGAAGAAGAGACUGAAGAGUUGAUUUCAGAUGAGUGUAUUAAAAAUGAUGGAAGGAACUCAAACUCCAUCCAGAAAACUCAGCAGUUACAAGAUGAAAACCUUUCUGGUUCAAGGUUUCAAGCUGAUAUCCAACUUUCUGUAAUGAAGAAUCCAGAAGCAGUGGAUCUGAACAUGCAUGGUGCAUUUGCUGCAGACCUAGAAGGAACUCUGCAUCAGGGUGCCAGUGCCACUCAUUCUGAUGAGGAUAUGUCACCUAGUGAUGGCAAUAAGAUGCUAAACAAUACAAAAAACAACCCAAAUGAGGGAGUUGUCAAUUGCUAUCUGAGGAGUAGCCAUCAUCAUCAAUCUGCAUCAGAGAAAAUAGCACAUCUUCCUGUGGCUGGUGUACAUGGAAACCUGGAAAGUAUUGGUGAUGAUAUGACAUUUGGGCAGAGGGCGGACGAUGUGGCAUCAAAUAAUGCCCAAGAAGACAGAGUCAGCUGUGGCUCCCUAAGGAACAAUAACCUACCAACUAGAAGCUUGAAUCUGACUGAGAUAGCUGAGCAAAUGAAUGCUGAUGAUGAAUCUGAAGUAGACUCUCUAGAAGGUGAGAGCAGCAUAUCUGUUAGGGGGUAUAAGGUUAAACCUCAAUAUGUUGACCCUCUCAGAUCUAUUCUUUCUAAGCAUGGGGAUAUAGCUGUUAACUGUGACAAACCAGUAGCUAUUCGCUCAAUUUACUUGGUCUAUCUUUGUGAAGUUCUUGAAAAGUUGAAGACAACUAAUUUUGUAGCCAUCACAAGGAAUGAACUUGAAGAAAUACUGGCUUCUCUCAGUCAUAUUGAAGGAGAAUGUGUAGAAGUUGGCUGGCUCAAGAACAGGGUCAAUCUGAUCCAUGAAGCAAAGCUGGCUAUAUCAGUGCUGAGGCCAACUUCUGAUGUGAAACAGCGCCUAAUUCAGCAAAAGUCAAAAGUUCAGAUUAUAAAAGAUCAGCUGCAAGUUUAUGAAAAAGACUAUGCUAUCAAACGAGCAGAGAUUGCUAACCUUGAGGAGAUAAUUCACGUUUCGAACUUUCAACUUUCUUUAGAGAUGGAGCAAGCAACAGAUACAGAAAAGAUGAUCUUGGAUUACAGGGCUAAGCUGAGACAUGUUUUUGAGUUAGAGUCUUUAGUUGAAAGUUUGAUAUGAAGUUAAGGGUGAAAGAAAAACCAGAUUAUGCACUAGUGCAUCACUAAACUUUUUAUGUUACAUUAAUUGUCUGCAGUCAAAGCAAUGCUGCUGCUGAAGCAUAUGCUUUUUAAAUUUGACUAACAUUGCUUUUCUUGUUAGAGAAAGGCCUUCACUCUAGGUCUUCAACUACAUGUUAGGACUUAAUUCAUAGAAUUGUUUUGGUACA